Ipomoea nil (Japanese morning glory) is the source of this 840-nucleotide messenger RNA. RefSeq lists its product as uncharacterized. The record is from RefSeq and is a predicted model, not a curated record. NCBI's taxonomy places the organism in Eukaryota, Viridiplantae, Streptophyta, Magnoliopsida, Solanales, Convolvulaceae. The transcript has a single exon. The coding region runs from base 38 to 673 and encodes 211 amino acids. Gene Ontology annotation, biological process: endomembrane system organization.
ACCAAGAAACGAUAAAGAAAUUGUCAGAUUCUAAGAGAUGGAUAUUCAUGUGGGAGACGAAGAGUUGUCCCAUAAUAAUGUUGUUGUUAGUGAAAAAGUUCCAUUGUUGGUUCCCGAUGAAGUGGAGAAAAACCUCGUACAGAAAGCCAUUAGUCAGACGUUUCAGAGCGCCGCCCAUUUAGCCAACCUUCUCCCCACCGGCGCGGUUCUGGCUUUCCAGCUUCUAUCGCCCAUAUUCUCCAACCAGGGCGACUGCGACGCCGUGAGUCGGUUCUUGACGGCGUCUCUCGUCGCCAUGUGUGGCCUCUCGUGUUUUCUGCUCAGCUUCACCGACAGCUUCAAGGACCAGAAGGGGAACGUCUGUUACGGGGUGGCGACGGUGAAAGGGCUGUGGGUGAUCGACGGGUCGGCGAGUCUGCCGCCGGAACUUGCGGCGAAGUACAAGGUGAAAUUCAUUGAUUUCGUGCACGCCGUCAUGUCGGUCCUGGUUUUCGGGGCUAUUGCGCUGUUUGAUCAGAAUGUUGUGAGUUGUUUCUACCCGGCGCCGUCCAAGGAAGCGCAGGAGAUCCUCACGGCGGUGCCGGUCGGCAUUGGGGUGGUUUGCAGUAUGCUUUUUGUUGUUUUCCCCACCAAACGCCAUGGAAUUGGUUUCCCCUUAACGACUGAUAAUUAACUCGAUCUAUAUAUACCCAUAUUUUAAAAAAAAAAUGUUUGAUAACCCUUUCAUUGUAUAGAAAGAAAAAAAAAAUUGUUUAAUAUUGAAAAUUGGAUGGGGUGAUUUAAGGAAAAUUGAUUGAAUGGAGUGAGUUAAUGAAAUUUGUAUGUAAAGUCUUGGAAUUA